Messenger RNA from Diceros bicornis minor, 813 nucleotides. It is a transcript of the gene ATP5MC3, whose product is annotated as ATP synthase membrane subunit c locus 3. NCBI's taxonomy places the organism in Eukaryota, Metazoa, Chordata, Mammalia, Perissodactyla, Rhinocerotidae. Bases 242 to 667 code for a protein of 141 amino acids. Gene Ontology annotation, molecular function: proton transmembrane transporter activity. The transcript is spliced from 5 exons. Gene Ontology annotation, biological process: proton transmembrane transport; proton motive force-driven ATP synthesis. The record is from RefSeq and is a predicted model, not a curated record.
CUCAAACUGGGAAUUACACCAUUGGCCUCCCUGGUUCUCAGGCCUUCGAAUUCCAGCUGAAUUACACCACCACUUUCCUGGAGCUCCAGCUUGGAGAUGGCAGAUCAUGGGACUGAUCUAAACUAUUGUUUAUUCUACUUUAGACAUCACAGGACACCACAUACUUCAGAGAGGAAGCGGGAGAGGAGCCCACGUCUCCUGUCACCCAGUCCUCCAGCCGCGCCGCCCCGCAGCGUGUAAGAUGUUCGCCUGCGCCAAGCUCGCCUGCGCCCCUGCUCUGAUCCGAGCUGGAUCCAGAAUUGCAUACAGACCAAUUUCUGCAUCAGUGUUAUCUCGACCAGAGACUAGGACUGGAGAGGGCUCUACGGUAUUUAACGGGGCCCGGAAUGGCGUGUCUCAGCUAAUCCAAAGGGAGUUUCAGACCAGUGCAAUCAGCAGAGACAUUGAUACUGCUGCCAAAUUUAUUGGUGCAGGUGCUGCAACAGUAGGAGUGGCUGGUUCUGGUGCUGGUAUUGGAACAGUCUUUGGCAGCCUUAUCAUUGGUUAUGCCAGAAACCCUUCGCUGAAGCAGCAGUUGUUCUCAUAUGCUAUCCUGGGAUUUGCCUUGUCUGAAGCUAUGGGUCUCUUUUGUUUGAUGGUUGCUUUCUUGAUUUUGUUUGCCAUGUAACCGAAAUUACUGCUUGAAAUGUUGGUGUUCAUAUUAAUUACGGAUGUAAUUCUGUGUAUCUUACUGUGACUCCGAAAACUGUAGUAUUGGUGUCAUGGAAAUGUAUGUUAUUUCCAAAGUCAUUUCAUUAAAGAUGAAAACUUUAA